ACUUCGGACAGUUCUUGAAAUUACAAAUCCGGCUUUCCUAGCUCAAGUGUACAACGAACCGCAAUUAUUAAUUCACUUCCAGGUUCCGAAGGCGUCAUCCAUGCUUGAUAUCUCACCUGUUUCCUCUCACUCUACUCCCGCGUAUAAACCAAGGCCAGUUUCCCAUCUCGGAACCUGUCAGGUUGUGCCCCUCAUAUCUACGUAUCUAAGAAGGAACAAAAGUUAAACAGGUGGCGAAUGUGGGCAGCUGAUCUCCUCUGAUUACCAUCGUGUGAUCCCCCGCAACAGUUGACGACCGUAUUGCCAUAUUGCCACUAUCUCCCUUGUCAACGAGCAGAACAUCGUUUAUUUGCUUCCGAAUUUCUCGCAGUUUCGUCUGUAACCACAUCCGCAGAUUCACCGUCUUCAACAUGGCCUCUAAGACCUUUUACGCCAUCAUAGCCGGCGCUGGUUCCGGAACAGGCCGAGCGUCCGCUAUUCGCUUCGCCAAGGCAUACCCCGUUGUGCUUCUCGCCCGCAGGCCGGAGAGCUAUAAUGACAUCGUCUCCGAAAUCAAUAGCUCUGGGGGACGGGCCAUUGGCAUUACGGCCGAUGCCACGGACCAGGCCGCUUUGGACUCGGCCUUCCAGACCAUCAGCCAGACAUUGCCCGGCAGCAAGCUCGCUGCCGCCAUUUACAACGUCAACGGUGGCUUCACAAGAAAGCCGUUUUUGGAUCUGAAGCUGGAAGAAUUGGACGCCAGCCUUGACGCCGCGCCACGCGGCUUCUUCGCAUUCGCACAGAAGACCCUGCCAAUGCUGCUCGAAUCAGUCCCUGACUCCCUUUACCCCCCGACGCUCAUCAUCACAGGGGCUACAGCAUCUGUCAGAGGAUCAGCGUACUUCGGGGGCUUUGCCGCUGGCAAGUUUGCACUGCGCGCCCUCGGCCAGUCCCUGGCACGCGAGUUUCACCCUAAAGGUGUCCAUGUAGCCCACGCUAUCAUCGACGGAGGGAUUGACACCCCCUGGGGCAAGGACCUGGUUAUGAACAAUGGUGUCGAAGAUGGCAAGAUCAAACCCGAGCAGAUCGCCGAGGAUUAUUGGCAUCUGCACAUCCAACAUCGCUCCGGAUUCACGCAUGAAAUCGAUACGCGGCCAUUUGUAGAAAAAUUCUGAAGUGAUUCCGGCUGCAGUGGAGAUGAGCCUACACGGGAAGCAUGGCAGAAGGCAGAAUGGGCUGCCAAGGAAUAAGUGCACAACUCGCCGUCUGAGGGCGUCGAUUGGACCUGUAGCUUGACAUGUUCUCCUCCGAUGGAAGGUGUGUGUAAUUGGCCAUCUAGUAUUCGUUUCUGGGGAAAGAGUCAUACUUCGUUCGUCUGAUGCAAGUAGACGCGUCCGUCGAUCAGAGACCGCCUUCUGAUUCAUGCCGCUUUGGGCCGCCGAAAGAACCCGCUAGGGCGGGUGCUCGGAAUCGGCCUCGUGCGCGGUGCGGUUCCGGCGUCGUAUAUUUCUAGGCAGUAAGUCGCAUGUUAUUGUCGCCUCAAGAUCCCGA
Molecule: messenger RNA, 1530 nt
Organism: Sodiomyces alkalinus F11
Lineage: Eukaryota; Fungi; Ascomycota; Sordariomycetes; Glomerellales; Plectosphaerellaceae
Product: short chain dehydrogenase
Exons: 4
Coding region: 411-1154 (247 amino acids)
Source: RefSeq, a predicted model, not a curated record